AUGGGGUUGUGCUCCCAGGAAGAAAUCCGGGAGCUUAAAGCUCUGAUCGACGAAGGUGUGUGCGCCGUUGCUCUGAACAAAUGACUGUCCAUUUUUCCUGAUUAGAAUUGGCCUUUUCUAUUGUGGAAGGCUGCGGCCUUCUUUUUUUCCUGUUAUUUUAACUUAAUUUUACUUUCAUUAUCCGGUUUGGCAGCUGACGAGAAGCUCCAAAGUGCGUUCAAGGUGAAGUCUUCGAGCUUUGCCUCGGUCACUUUUCUGCUACUUGUUUCUGGAUUGGAUCUACUGAUCGGUGUCUGAAUUCUGAAGAUCUAGUGAACCCCCACGGGGACAUCUGUGCUGCUCUGUUUUUCUGGAAAGUUCUGAGUUUUGAUCUAUUCUUUUGACUUCAGUAGUCAGAAAUUGAGUUUUGACCAGUAAAACCUACUCAGCUUAUCCGAAUUUUUGUUUAUCUUGAGUUUUUGAUCUAAUGCUGCAUGAUUGUAUGGAGGUAGUACAUGGGUCUUUCUAUCUACUUGGUGACUUUGACCUCAAGUCCCUUUUUUUCCUAAAAAAGAGAGUUUCUGCUAGAAGCGAGGUCUUAGAUUCUAUAGCGCUAUGAUGUCUCUGUGGUGACACCGAAGAACAGAGCUUGCAGCCAUAGUUUCUGUAGAGGAUAUCAUAGUCAACAUCUUUCUCACUUCCUGUAUUCGGAUGACCAAAUUUCUUGUAUUUGGUGCUUCACUACUAAUUCUGAUUCCUAGAAUAAGAUUUUGUCCUUCUCUCUUUACCACCUCAGAGGGAUUUAGCCAUAAGUUCUGUGAUUGUCUUCAUCACAUCUACUUUUUCUCCCCCAUUUAUGUCAACUCGUCUGGUCACAGAGGUACAUCAGCUCUGCAUACUUCAAAAAAAGGUCCUGUAUGUUCUUUUAAUAGAUUUAUUUGCACUCACAUUUCCCUUAAAAAAUCCUGAUAUAGUUCGUAGUUACAUGAUAAAAUAUUGAAGCCAUGGGGUGUAACUGUGACUCAUGUUUUGUUUAGGAAUAGAAGGAGUGAUUCAAUGAGACUAGUCAAGAUGCGACUUUAUAUUAGUGAAUAUAUAUUGUUUUGACCUACCAUUAAUGGCUUGUCAUCAUUCAUAUGUUAUUUUGUAUAACUCACCAACGUGAUAGUAUAUGUUAUUAAAAUAGCUUAUCUCCGGAUAACUAUGUUGCCUCAGGGAACUUACAUCAUUACUCGAUGCCUUCAUUUAUUGAUGGGUGCUGAUGACGCAUUUAUGCUGAAACCUUUACUACUAGUAUUUUAUCAUCUCGACGUGAUUUAUUCUAAAAGUAGCGUAUUUGCUUUCUUAUCAACUAACGGAAAUACCUGUAAUUAUAGUUUUAUGACUGUUGGACAAGGUUUAUAGAUAUGGCUUGAUUAUUUUAAUGGGCUUAGCUUUGUAGUAGAUUCAGGCAUUUCAGAAAAAAGAGAAUGAUUUUUGAUCUUUCAUCCGUUGAAGAUAACCAUUUUAUGUGCUACGAUUCAUCCAAUUUUAUCAUCCAGUUAAAGCGAGAGUCUUUGAUUGUAUUUCACUAAUCAUUCCUUUCACUGAAAUAUCUGGGUCAAUGUUUUCAUCAAAGUCUUAUUUUCUCCUUUGUAGGAAUUUCAAACCCGGUAGUCAUUUAUCUUUUCAUCAAUUCUUCCUUUCAUAUGUAAGGCGUUUUAAAUUAACAAAUUAAACGAAACGUCGAAAUCGAUGACUAUGUAAUUUGUUCAACCGGAGCUGUAAGCACAGUACCCCUCUGUAGCAGACCUGCCGGAAUCUUAUCCAUGCAUGACAUCAAUGCCAUCUCUUUGAGUUUCGACUCUGUCUCUUAAUCCUAUUUUUAAGUUUUUUACGGUUUGAGUUUCCCCCGGUUUUGGAAAUUUUGUGUAUAACGUUCACAGAAUUUUUAUUUUGUAAUAUGUUUUGAAGUUGUGAGUUCAAUUGCUUAAAUGCUAUCAGAACUAGCGGAUUUGAGUUUCAACAGACGUGCUUUUAAAAGUAUGCAUCAUCCACUAGAUCCAAAGGUGCUUUGGAUCAGCAGCAAUUCAGGGGAUGCCCAGCUACUGUUUUUUUCUAUUGCGGAUGAAAUGUUUAGGAAACAGAGCAUAUAAAUGCCAUAGACUGACUUUGGCUUUGGCGUUUUCAGGCUUUGCACCAAGGAUAUCCAGAUGAAACUCUUAUUCGCUUUCUCAAGGCAAGAGAGUGGAGUGUCACCAAAGCACACAAGAUGGUUAGCAUGGAGAUUUGCGUUUGCUGUUUGGUUUGAUUAUGUUUCAGAGAAAGUUCGUAAGGUUUCCCCCAGUAACCAUGGAUACUCUCUUUCAGCUGGUGGAUUGUCUAAGUUGGAGGAUAGAAAAUGAGAUCGACCAGAUAUUAGCUGUGAGUAAUAGUACAGCUCACAAUUAUAUUUUGAAAUCUUUCCAUGUUACUCCUACACCGAAUUUCUUUUAUUUUCUAUUUACUCGUUUGCAUUUCAUUCUUGUUCCAUCACCAUUGCGUGUUUAAAAUCUAGUAGAUUUAUUUACAUGGUGCAUAAUUUUCUUUGAAUACUGCACAGUCCUUUCGAAAAAUCGAAAUAAAUUUUGUAAAAGUCAAAAGAAAAACUUUAUAUGCUAACAGGUGGCAGAAACACCUUUUGGCCCAUAUCAUAUACCCGAGGAGCGACUAUACAUCUACUUACUCUCGUAUAUGAAUUAUUAGAUGACUUUCUGUGAAUCAUCUUAAGUAAGAAAGUUUAAGUUUUUUUUUCCACUGUUGCUUUUUCCUGAAUUAUUCAAAUAUAUAUGUUUCUUCCUGGUAAUUUAUUUAUACAAGAUAUACGUUUUCUUUUGUGCAGAGACCUAUCGUUCCACCUGAUCUGUACAGAGCCGUACGGGAUUCCCAACUUGUGGGAUUGUCAGGAUACUCCAAGGAGGUAGCGAAUGGGUUUUUCGCUUCAGUUCAUCAUUCUUGGAAAACCCAUUUUCCCGUUAUCUCACUUCAGUUCAUAAUUUUGUUUUGACGUCAUGUACGCAGUAUGAACUUUCUAAUUAAUUAUCGGAUCGCAUUUAAGGCCAUGAAUAUAUACAUAUAUAUAUAUUUAUUUUCUUAUUACAAUUACUGUUUGAGAUCGUCAGGCCUGGUAGUGUCUUGAUUGGUUAAGGUUGAGUAUUUUCGAGAGAUGAUUUGAUAAAAACCUUGUUACUUCAUAGUACUAAAGUUAUCCUUUCAAUCUUUGUCACAUCUUUACUUGUGUUUUAAUUCAUUAUUUCCGUACUUCUUUCUCACGUAAGGUACAAGUCUUCUUCUUGCUUAAGCUUUUGAAUGAUUGUCCAAUGGGCACAAGCCCUUAUAGUAAUUUAGAUGGAUUAAAUUCCUUUAAGCGGUGUCUGGGGUACAUAGCUCUGCUGCCUGUGCUGAUCAUCUCUGUGGUUUAGUAUAAUUUCGUCUAGUCUUAAACCAGGAGAGGUUCGAGAUGAAUGAUUCAGAGUCAUUUCGAUAUAAGUUCUUUAUGUCAAGAAAUUAAAAAAAAUCGCUUAUCAUUCUGAAAUACUACUUGGUACUUGUGAACCAAAUUAUUGUUACAAUGCCCAACCUAAUGCUGUGUAAUCAAUAGAUUCUUCCCAUUCACAUGCAUUUUCUGGGCAAACAUCUGAUAAAUACUGGCACUCAUGUGGACCUAAUUUGUCCUAAGGUUUUUAUCUUUACGAUCAUUCCAGCCUGUUAAUCCAUUCUUUUACCUUUUUCUGGCAGGGGGUUCCUGUGUUUGCGUUGGGUGUUGGAUUAAGCACAUAUGACAAAGCGUCUGUAAGAAAUUUGUGAUCUCAGACCGUGCUUUUUGUUUGUGAAGCAUGCUAUGGAUUGCUCUCCUAUGGCUGAUUGAAUUACGUAGCUUCUAAGGAAUAUGAUGAUAUAGAUUAAUACAAUACUGCGUAAUUAGGUUAAUGUGAUAUAGAUUUAUGGUCCUAAUGAGACGAACUUGAUCCAGAUUAGGAUCCAACUCUUUGGAUAUCAGAGAAAGGUCAAAAUUCAUUUUAAGCAAAAUAAAAAGUUCAUAUUUAUAAUUUAGUAAGCAGUUUGGGGGGAUGGUUCCUGUGCAGAGGAAGUGGAAGUCAUAUGAUAUAUAUGACUUCCUAACGAUUGAGGCUGAGAUAAAUAUGAUAUAGAAUUAUUUUUUUCCUGCCAAAUAUCUUGUUGUUAAUAUUUUAUCACUGCAUCUCAGUUUUUGGAGAUUGGUUUCUCUCUGAUUGGUUGUCCUACACAGGUGCACUACUAUGUACAGUCACACAUUCAAAUCAACGAGUAUCGGGAUCGUGUAGUAUUGGUUAGUUCUUCCCUUCAAAAAUGGCAGUAAAAUAGUAAUUAUUUUCCUUUUUUUCUUCCUGUAUGGUGAGUCAACGCUCCCUUGCAGCCUGCUAUUACAAAGAAGUAUGGGCGUCACAUUGGCACUUGUCUGAAGGUUCUGGAUAUGACUGGUCUAAAGAUUUCAGCAUUAAGCCAGAUUAAGGUUUGUGGAAUGAAUCACUUUAAGUGCUCGGGUUGGCAUUUGAUGCGAGAUAAACCAUUUUUUUACCGUAUUUUUCUUCGCUAAUUGGGUUAUUUUAUUAUCCAUUAAUAUAUUUUUUAAAUGGAGACAUUUUUGACUUAUUAUUACUUAUUUCCUACUGAAUUGCCAUCCUCAAUGAGAAUUAUUAUUAAUUGCAAAAAAAUUUCUAAUAUUAUGUUUAUAUUGAUUUUUCUUAGACGAGAAGAUUGGAAUGGGCCUUUAUGAACUUCACUUGCUUGUGUUUCAGCUAUUGACGAUCAUUUCUACUGUUGAUGACCUUAACUACCCGGAGAAGACGGAUACUUACUAUAUUGUGAAUGCCCCGUAUAUAUUUUCAGCAUGCUGGAAGGUAGGCUUCAUCUGAGAAUAUUCAUCCAUUUAUUUAUAAAUCCUUUUUAUUAUAUUUUCCAUGGAGAUUCACUCCCUGGUCAUCUUCAAACACUGGCAGGUUGUGAAACCGCUGUUGCAGGAGAGAACCCGGAAGAAGAUCCAGGUUCUUCCAGGCUGCGGCCAAGAAGAGUUGCUAAAAGUAAGCUUGCACCUGUUUUUCAUUAGGGUAACAAGAUCGGAUUUAAGAGAAAAAUUAGGAUUGACUUAAUGGUUUUAUAUAUUAAUUUUGCCCCAUUUAUGGGAAUUCUGUCGCUGAUUUGAUCAUCUGGGUGAUGGAGUUUCUCAGAUUAGGGUAAUUCAAUCUAGUUUUAGGGAAGAAAAAUGGGUUGACUCGAUCACAUGGUAUGCUUCACCGAUUCUAUCAUCCGGAUUAGCUCGUCUACUUCAGAAUUUCGGUGAUAUAGUCAAACUUUAUUGAAAACAUAGGCUUGGUUCAGUCAUCUCAUUUGAUGAAAGCUGGGUUUGACUGAUCUCUUCGUAUAUUAAUGCUGAAAUUCUGAAAGGUCUCAGCUAAAUUCUGUUUGCAUCCAAUCACAUUAAUAAAUCAGGUGAUGGAUUCAUCGUCGCUGCCCCAUUUCUGCCGGAGGGAGGGCUCGGGUUCAUCACGAUACUCAGGCGGCAGCGGCAGCGGCCGCGGCGGCGGCAACUGCUUCUCCCUGGACCAUCCCUUCCACCAGCAACUCUACAGCUACAUCAGAGAGCAAUCGCAGAGGGCUCGUCCUGCUGAGCUGGUGUCAGAGGGCUCCUUCCACGUGGACGUGCCUGAGCUCGAUCUCGAAGGGUCAAAGAUCGCUCGAACGAUCGAGUGUGAGCUCCACAAGUUUGAAGAUCAGAACGGCCUCAGCAAGUCGAUGAAUGGCCUCGUGAUUUCCGGCGACUGA
This is a messenger RNA of Spirodela intermedia, 5799 nucleotides long. The record is from the annotation of a GenBank genome assembly. NCBI's taxonomy places the organism in Eukaryota, Viridiplantae, Streptophyta, Magnoliopsida, Alismatales, Araceae.